AUUUUCUGCCAAAAUUUACGCCAGUUUAAUAAAUCCCCACUUGGCGGUAGCACUGUUCUUGUUUACUGCUAGUGACAGUUGAAAAAGUAUCGUGAGGUUAUGUAGCUUAAUUUAUAGUUUAUUUACGAAGAAAAUGGAUAAUCCGGAAGUUUGUCCGAUAACAGCAGAUCUGUACUUUCUGCUCCACAAGUUUCUCUCAGGUGGCCCCCUUAAAAAAACACUAAAGGCGCUUCAUGAGGAAUUAACCGAAAAUAAGUUAUUGCCACAAAGGACCGACUGGUUGGGGAAAUUACAUGAUCGUACUUUGGAAGAUUUGGAGCACCAAUACCCCAAUGUUCGACCCGAUUAUUUGUUACAAUUGUGUUGCCGUGCCGGCACUCAAAAAGUGACUCAAGUUGAAAAAAUCGCCACACUUUUCAGCUUGAAAAAACAUGCCGUCAAUAGUAGUAACGUAGAGUACAAUUUUAAGCAACUUUGUAAUUAUGUCCAGAGACGGCACUUGCUCCCCUUGUGCAACCGUGUCCAUAUUUCAUCAAACCUCGUGAAUAUCUUACGGGGUCGUGAAAUUUCGGGCCCAAUUUCCAGGCGUUGGGUUGUCGCCCCAAAACUGUACAGUGGUCUACAGUUCCAGAGACGUACUUUGGGCCACCUUUCGGCCGUUUAUUGUCUUCUAUUUGAUUAUUCAGGACGCUAUAUAAUCACAGGUGCUGAUGAUCUUUUGAUCAAACUUUGGUCGUCUGUUACCGGACGUCUUAUCGCAACUUUUCGAGGCGCCUCCUCCGAAAUCACCGACAUUGCCAUCAACCUAGAAAACACCCUUCUGGCAGCCGGUUCAAUAGACCGUAUCCUCCGAAUCUGGGACCUACAAACAGGAAUCCCAGUUGCUGUCCUUCCCGGACACACCGGAAUGAUAACUUCGGUCAAUUUCUGUCCUUCCCCUUCUUGGAAUUUUCAAUAUUUGAUUACGACAAGUACAGAUGGUUCAGUCGCUUUCUGGGCUUACACACACGAACCGGGUGGAAAAGUAAAUUUCCGUGCAAAACCAACAAUGUAUCAAGAAAAAAUGCGACCAGGACAAGCACAAAUGAUUUGUUCAUCGUUCAGUCCAGGUGGAAAUUUUCUGGCAACAGGAUCGGCCGAUCAUCACGUGCGUGUCUAUUAUAUGAAAGGUGAUGAAGGUCCCCAUCGAAUACUCGAAACGGAAGCACACAACGAUCGAGUCGACUCGAUACAAUGGGCCCAUGAAGGACUUAAAUUUUUAUCGGGAAGUAAAGACGGAACCGCGAUUAUUUGGAGCUUUGAGUCGCAACAAUGGAAAACCACCUAUUUACACAUGACAGCCGCUAGCAAUACAGUGAAACCCACAAGUAACGUUUUUUUCAGUACGAAGAAGAUGGCGGAAGAGGCGCGAAAAUUGAAAGUAACAAUGGUAACAUGGGACCGUUCAGACGCUUGGGCCAUAACAGCCGUCAGUGACCAUACGCUUAAAAUAUGGAAUGUGCGUAGUGGCCAACUAGAUAAAAUUCUAACUGGUCAUACUGAUGAGAUUUACGUGCUUGAAAGUCAUCCACAUGAUCGUAAUGUGAUCUUAUCGGCUGGUCAUGAUGGUCAAUUGUUUAUCUGGGAUUUGUAUAAAGGUGAAAUAAUUUCGCGUUUUAAUAAUACGAUUGAGAAUCAAGGUUAUGGUGCAAUUUUCGAUGUGAAAUGGUCACCGGAUGGUAAUGUGGUGGCUGCGUCCGAUUCACAUGGACAUUUAUUGAUUUUUGGUUUUGGUACUGGUGAUAGUUUGUUUGAGCAGUUGCCCAAAGAAUUGUUUUUUCAUACGGAUUAUCGGCCAUUAGUUCGUGAUACAAAUAAUUAUGUUUUGGAUGAACAAACACAAAUUCCACCACAUUUAAUGCCACCACCGUUUCUUGUCGAUAUUGAUGGUAAUCCGUACCCGCCAAUGUUACAACGUUUAGUACCAGGACGGGAACAUUGUAACACUGAACAGUUGGUACCGAAUGUUGUGAUUGGUAAUGAAGGUACUCAAGAGGUGAUACAAGAAGCUGAAGUACAGCCAUCUGUUCGAAAUCAUUUGCGGCCGCAAAAUCAUCGAAAUGAAGGCAUUAGACAAAGUACCGGUGAUUGGCAAAGUGAUCCUAACAUGAAAUGGAAAAAACACGUCCUUGUACCACCGUUAAAGGACACUCAUAUCAGAAAAAUCAAAGAGGAUGUCGAAAUGAUGGAAAAUAUGGAAAUGCAGGAAUAUAAGAGACAGCUAUGUCAGCGCCCUCACAUGAUCACAGUUAGUACUAGUGCCGAAACGAGCAAAUCGAUUGAAAAAAAACGUAAUCCGAUUCGUAUUCGUCCAACGAAAGAAUCAAUAAACAAACCGAUUUUCAUCGUUUCGGCAAGCAGUUCGUCGGAAAGCGAAAGCGAUUCAACUGGUUAUUCUGAUUGGGUGGCUGAAGAAGACGUCAAUGAAGACGUCAACAACCGGGAAUCCCCUAAACGUACACGCCGCCGCCAAGUCAAUUACAAUUCGGAAUCGGAUGAUCAUAAAGAUGAAUCGCGUGAAAAUACACCGGAAAAAUUUCCAGUUCGGCCAAUGAAAAUCAAAGAUCCCGAACGAUACCGAAUCAGUGAAUGGUUGACGGAAGUGCGACCGCGUAAAACUCCGUAUUUUCCUCAAAUGGGCGAUGAACUAGUAUAUUUUCCUCAAGGUCAUCACUUGUAUUUGGAGGCAGUCCGUACGAAAAAAAUCUACGAAAUUAAUAGUAAAACACUGCCGUGGACCAAAAUGCAUUUGAGGAGUCACGAAUUUGUUAAAGUCAUUGGAAUCCAAUACGAAGUGAAACCGCCACGUUUGUGUAAUUUACGGUUGGCACUACUGGACGACGAUGGUCGUCUUAAUGGUAAAAUUUUUACCGUUAAAUAUCACGAUAUGCCUGAUGUUUUGGAUUUUUUCGUCUUGAAACAACAUUUCGAUUGUGCAAUUUCACGAAAUUGGGAAAUUGGUGAUAAAUUUCGUUGUAUGAUUGACGAUGGUUGGUGGAUUGGUGAAAUUGUGGCGAAAAAUAACGCAAGUGGGGACUUCUCCGAAUCACCAUUUCUCUGUUACGAGAUUAAAUGGGAUAACGAUGAAUUAGAACGAAUGAGUCCUUGGGAUAUGGAAGCGUUGGAUGAUAAUCGUGUACCAGAAAAUUCCGGAGAGGCACUUCCAGUACUUGAAGAAGAGUUACAAAGUAUUUUGUAUCAACCAACGGCCGAUGAUUGGCCGAAUAGUGACAGAGAAGCGGUCACGUGUUAUAUUUUAACCGGUUUAGCUAAAGUAAUGGAAUUGGCGAUAGCCGAGCCGUUUUUAGUACCUGUUGACUUAAACACUUAUCCAACUUAUGCCGUUAUUGUCGAAUAUCCGGUUGAUUUAUCGACGAUUAAAGCACGAUUUGAAAAUCGAUUUUAUCGCAGGUUGACUGCUGCACAAUUCGAUGUGCGCCAUCUAGCGGCAAAUGCGGAAAAAUUCAACGAACGGCAUAGUAUUAUCGUGAAACAUGCAAGAAUCUUAACAGAAUUAUGUCUACGAAUAAUCAAACAAUGUUCAACUCAUCUUGACGUAACUGCAAUUUAUCAUCAAUUAGUCGACACUUAUGACUCGACCGAUACUGAAGUCGACGUUGAAAUACCUCCAUCUAGUAGUCGUAUGUUACGUUCAUUGCCUACUAGAUAUUUAAGACAUGCUAGUGAUUGGAAAUCGGAAGCGAAAAUUUUAUUCCAAGCGAUUUGGGAUUGUGAGGAUUCAGUGCCUUUUCGUACACCUGUCAAUAAUUUAAAAUAUACAGAUUACCACGAUAUAAUCGAGACACCCAUGGAUUUGAGUACAGUCAAAGACAAACUAUUCAGUGAUAAAUACGAAACUCCCAAUGAGUUUUAUAAUGAUAUGCGAUUAAUUUUUCAAAAUUCGCGCACUUAUAAUACAAAUAAGCGAUCAAGGAUUUAUGUUAUGACGGUACGGCUUGCUGCGAUUUUCGAGGAACAUAUAAGUAAAUUAAUAAAACAUUGGAAGAUGGCGAAACGGCGAAGUUAUGCCACACAACAAACCAAUAAUAAGGCAGAAAGUGGUACAAAUUCAUCGUCAUCUUCAUCCGAAUUGAGUGAGAUUGAGGAAGAAAUGAAGAAUGUAGAGAGUGAUAGUAGCGAUAGUGAGGAUAAUAAACCGCUUAAGAAAUUACAAACUGUAAAAGUGACUACGAAAGUUGUUAAAUCCGAGGAAGAAAGUGAGAGUGAAUCAAGCGAGAGUGUGGAAAAAAUGAAUGAAGAUGGUAGUGAGGAAGACGAAUCCAAUGAUUCGGAAGAUAGUUGUUAUAAACCAGUGACGCGAAGUACAAGAAAACGAAAUGAAAUUACAUCGUCAGAAGAAGAAGAUGAAGAAGAAUCGAGUGAUGAUAGCGAUGAUAAACCUUUGAUUUCAGUUAGACAUAAUGGACGUGCAAAGAAACGGUCGCGUUAUGUUGAGAGUGAAAGUGAGGAUGAUAAGGAAUUUUUUACAAGUGUAAGUAGCAGAGGCCGAGUGAGGAAAUUAAAUCCUAGGGUCACUGCCUUGAUGAAAAAAUAGUAUUUAUAAGUUUAUAUUUAUUUGUUUAUUGUUUUUAUACUGUCAAUAAAGCUAAAUUAUCACGAAACGAAA
Molecule: messenger RNA, 4666 nt
Organism: Tribolium castaneum (red flour beetle)
Lineage: Eukaryota; Metazoa; Arthropoda; Insecta; Coleoptera; Tenebrionidae
Gene: BRWD3
Product: BRWD3
Exons: 12
Coding region: 134-4594 (1486 amino acids)
Biological process (GO): regulation of cell shape; regulation of transcription by RNA polymerase II; cytoskeleton organization
Cellular component (GO): nucleus
Molecular function (GO): protein binding
Source: RefSeq, a predicted model, not a curated record